AUAACGUUUGCUUUCGAGUCUAGACAAUUCGAGCAACUUUACAUAUAAAAAUUCACAUUGACAACACCAGUCGAAGUGAGAGACAACAAGUAUCAACUCGCCAUUUCGCUCCGAGCUGAGACACAAACAACCAGACGAUGUUUUCAAUUGCAGCUAUUAAUGAUACAGAUGCUAAAAGCCAGUGGGAGCCUUUAGCCCCUACAAAAGAAGCCCAGGAAUUUCAUCUUUCGCAAACCUAUCACGAAGGACUUCGGAAGUUACAGUCUAAAGAAUAUGAAAAGGCUCAGGAGCUUUUAGAGGAAGUAUUGAAAGAUCCUAUUCUUUCAAGUGUUCAGGCUGAUGUUAGUGCUAGUGAUGGCCAUCUUUUACAGCUCAGAUUUCUGGCAUUAAAAAAUCUUGCUACUGUUUUCCUUCAACGAGGUUCUAAUUUUCGUGAGAAUGCUCUUAAAUGCUAUCUCCAAGCAGUGGAGAUUGAUUCCAAAGAUUCUGUUGUCUGGAACCAGCUGGGCACAUUGUCAUGCUCAAUGGGCUUACUGAGCAUCUCGCGCUGGGCAUUUGAGCAAGGGCUUGUUUGUAGUCCAAACAACUGGAAUUGCAUGGAAAAAUUGAUGGAAGUUCUUAUUGCUAUUGGCGAUGAAGUUGCCUGCCUUUCUGUUGCAGAGUUAAUUUUAAGACACUGGCCUUCCCAUUCACGGGCUUUGCAUGUGAAAAAUACCAUUGAAGAUCCAGAUCCAAUACCAUUUGCUCCAAAAGGUAUCGAUAAGCUGGAACCCAAACAUGUCCGACUAAAAUUCCAGGAAAAGAGAAAGGCAACAGAUGAUGACGAAGCAGAGGGUGUUGCUGCAAAGAAAUUGAAUCAGAAUCUAGAUGUCCACCUUGCAGAAGCUACCUGGAUAGCCCUGGUUGAUGCCCUACUUAACAUACUACUCCCAUCGAGUGUAUCUGGUUCUAAAGUAGCGAUUGAAGGUUCAUGCAGAGAUGGAAAUACUAGAUUUAAUAUACAUCUGCCUCAAAACUCAGAAAAUGCGAUCAGCUUCGAGGAAGGGAGAGGACCUGCUGUCACCCCAAAUAAGGUGAAUAUAUCGGCUGCUGAUAGUAAUCCAGAGAGGGGCCAUUUUAGGGUGAAAGAACCAAAUGCAUUUGAAGAACAACCUCAAGAAAGGCGCAGCACUCGUCUUGAAAGGCUUAGGAGUCGUAAAUCAGAUAAGGAGGAGUUAGAUUUUUCGAAAGAUCUGGGAAAAGUUGUGAUUCAGUCUCUCGAACCUUUUGUUGUGGGUGGAUCAGUGUGUAAGAAUUUCAUUGGAGAUAAAAGCACUGAAGUUGUGACCAAUUCGUACAGUACUGAAGCUGAUGAGGUUGCCAGAUUUGCCGAAAAAGUUUCAAAAAAUUAUUCUGCUUAUUAUGCGGGCCACUUGCUUUUAGAAGAGGUUUCCUCUAAAGGCAUUCUCUAUCAGGAGGCUUUUAAUAAAUUUCUUGAGUUGGAGAAACUGACAAGGCACAUAGGACUAAAGAGGACUCCUGAGUGCAGUCUUUUUCUAUCAGAGCUGUAUUUUGAUUUUGGAUGUCGGUCAUCGGACUCGUCUGUGCAGCUUGACUUAAUGACGGAUGCAAAUCAUCUUGUUUGUGAUGUCAUCGCGUCCCUACUUAAGAAUUAUCCAAUUCCUAUGGGUGGUGUAUCUAAGGACAAAAUUUCAGAAGAUAAUUCUGAAAUUAGCAUUGAUUUUACUUCUUUACUAAGUGAUAAUCCUUCUUUCUGGGUUCGGUUUUACUGGAUAAGUGGUCAUUUAUCAGUGCUGGAUGGCAACAAGGCAAGAGCUCGGAAAGAAUUUGGCACUUGUUUCUCACUUCUGGCUGAUGAGAACGGUGUGAGCAAUCCUGGUGCAUCAGUGCAGGUGCCACAUAGCAAAGUUAUACAAUUAUUGACUGCUGAUAAGGUUCUCCACGAGAUCACCAUCCUGGAGGUAGAUUUCUUGUUGAAGCCUGUAGAAGAUAUGCUAAAAAAAGAGAUGUAUUCUGAGUGUGUCCUUUUGCUGGCUCCCCUUCUGUUUUGUACCGAAGAUGUCCAUAUUGGAGUGUCAUGUGUGAUCAAUAAAGAAUUUGAUGGGAUCUCAGUUAUAUUAGCUGCAUUGGAUCUUCUUAGUAAAGCUUGUGAAAUGGUGAGGCCAAUGGAUGUCGAGGUUAAAUUAAAGUGUCACUGUCGGAAGUUGCAAAUACUGAUGGUUAAAGCUGGUAUCUCGGUACAUCCUGCCUUGAAAAGCUCAGGUUUUAAGAUGUCGGAAUUCAACUCAAUCACCCUUCCAGAGGAGUUGAAAGACUCAACUGAGCAAUGGAAUCACUUGCUUGUGGAAGAAGUGAAAGCGAUCUCUCGAGAUGUCUCAAGCAUAAAGACCUUCACCAAUCCUUGUGGAAAUUCUCAACCACCAAAUGUCAUUGUUGCGUUGGGAAUCGUUGGGGAAAUUCAAUUAUCAUUGCUAGCUCUCAUGUGCAGCAAUUUGAACAUGAAUGUUUCUAGAAGGUCUUCUGGGGUUUCUGUUUCCGAGGAAAGCGAACACUGGCAGAAAGGCUACUUCGUUGAUGCAGCAACCGCAUUCUUUAAACUUCAACACCUGACCCCCAGUGUCCCUAUAAAGUCACAGAUUGAACUGAUUGUCGCAAUCCACGAAUUGCUUGCUGAGUAUGGUCUCUGCUGUGCGGGUGGAGACGGUGAAGAGGAAGAAGGAACAUUUCUCAAACUUGCGAUAAAACAUUUAUUGGCCUUGGAUAUGAAACUAAAAUCAAAUUCAAACUCAUCUAGCAAGGGAAUGGAAGUUACCCAAGCUGAUGAGCAACUUUCACUAGAUGGUCAUGCCAAAAGAUCUCAAUAUGUAACAAAUUUGGAUUCAUCUUUGGUGCUGGACCAUACUGGGAUAAAAGAAACAAGCAAUUUUGAAAAGGAGACUGUUAGGUGGAUGACGUCAAAUGGAAUCCAAUCUCAUAAAGAUCUAGAUAAAGAGAAUAAAGAUGUAGUGUGUGGCAACUAUUCUAGUGACGGGCUUGAUGUUGUGGUUCACAAAUCGGACAAUGUUAACAGCCAAUAUGCUGAAUGUACUGAUGAAUUAACUGAGGAUGAAAGGGACGAACUUGAGUUGGGUAUUGACAAUGCUCUGGAUCAGUGUUUCUUAUGUUUGUACGGCUUGCAUCUCAGAUCUGAUUCAUCGUAUGAAGAUGAUUUAGUCAUGCACAAAAAUACAAAUCGCGGUGACUAUCAGACGAAGGAACAGUGUGCUGAUGUUUUUAGAUAUAUACUGCCCUAUGCAAAGGCUUCAUCUAAAUCUGGCCUAGUGAAACUGCGGAGAGUAUUAAGAGCUAUUCGAAAGCACUUCCCACAACCACCUGAAAACAUAUCAACUCAAAAUGCGAUAGACAAAUUUUUAGAUGAUCCUGGUUUAUGUGAAGAUAAACUUUCAGAGGAGGCUGGAUCCGAAGGUUUUCUUAAUUCCAUCAUGCAAGUAAUAUUUCCUAAUGAUGGAAGUCUCAAGCAGCAGACAACUUCAUUGAUAGGAAGCUCUGAGCCAUAUUUGGAGGUGUACAACAACUUAUAUUAUGUACUUGCUCUUUCCGAGGAAAUGAGUGCUACUGAUAAGUGGCCUGGAUUUGUACUCACAAAGGAAGGCGAAGAAUUUGUGGAGCAAAAUGCAAACCUUUUUAAAUAUGAUUUGUUAUAUAACCCACUUCGUUUUGAGAGUUGGCAAGGUCUAGCAAAUAUAUAUGACGAGGAGGUCGAUUUGUUGCUAAAUGAUGGUAGUAAACAGAUAAAUGCUGCAGCAUGGAAGAAGAAUACUACAUUAUCAACUAGAGUCGAGACAAGUCGGAGGAGGAGUAGGCGGUGCUUGUUAAUGACAUUGGCUCUAGCAAGAACAGCUGUUCAGCAGGGUGAGAUACAUGAGCUACUGGCAUUGGUCUAUUAUGAUGCCAUUCAAAAUGUGGUCCCAAUUUAUGAUCAAAGAUUAGUUAUGCCCUCAAAAGAUGCAACAUGGCUUAGGUUUUGCCAGAGUUCAAUGAGACAUUUUAAGAAGGCUUUUUCACACAAGGAAGAUUGGUCCCUUGUUUUUUAUCUUGGAAAGCUGUGUGAAAAGCUUGAAUACUCUCAUGAAAUGUCAUUUUCAUUUUAUGACAAGGCUAUUUCACUGAAUCAGACUGCUGUAGAUCCUUUCUACAGACUGCAUGCUUCACGCUUGAAGUUACUAUAUACAUGCGGGAAACAAGAUAAGGAGGCUCUAAAGGCUGUUUCUGCAUAUUCUUUUAAUCACGAGACAAAAGUGGCCACCAUGGCUAUCUUUGGAGACAUGGAACCUGAAACAUCAAUAUUGGCAACUGCUGGUGAGGAGGGAAGCAGGGAAUCUAAUAUUAACAAUAUAAAGCGAGUUAGUUCCCAACAGUUGGAGGGUGUAUGGCAUAUGCUUUAUAAUGAUUGCCUUUCUGCCCUUGAGAUUUGUGUAGAAGGGGAUCUCAAACAUUUUCACAAGGCCAGAUACAUGCUUGCUCAGGGGUUUUACAGACGGGGUGACAAAGGAGAUCUAGAAAAAGCAAGGGAUGAACUUUCUUUUUGCUUUAAAUCUUCUCGGUCUUCCUUUACAUAUAAUAUGUGGGAGAUAGAUGGUAUGGUAAAAAAAGGAAGGCGCAAGACUCCAGGUGUUUCUGGAAACAAAAGAGCCCUUGAAGUUAACUUGCCAGAAAGUUCUCGUAAAUUUAUUACUUCCAUUAGGAAAUACAUAUUGUUUUACUUGAAACUUCUGGAAGAGACAGGGGACACCUCAACUUUAGAGCGAGCUUAUAUCUCUAUACGGGCAGAUAAGAGGUUUUCUUUGUGCUUGGAAGAUCUUGUUCCAGUAGCUGUCGGGAGAUAUGCCAAAUCUCUAACUUCAUCAAUUUAUAAAACCGAAAGUGCCCGUGGUGCUGAACAAACCCCAAAUGGAAAUUUGUUAGAAAAGAUAUUCUCUUUGUAUAUGGAACAGGUGAAUUUAUGGUCAGAUAUAUGCAGUUUGCCAGAGAUUAAGUGCCCUGAAUUAUCAGAAAGCAGUUUAUAUGGGUAUCUCUACCAGUAUAUCCAGACAUUAGAGAGAUAUGUUAAGUCGGAAACACUAGAGGGAAUUAAUGAGAAAAUACGAAAGCGUUUGAAGAACCCAAAAUUGUCCAAUAGCAAUUUUGCUAAAGUGUAUAAACAGGUAUCAGUUGCUUGGUGUCGUUCCCUAGUAAUUCGCAUGGCCUUGAUCACGCCACUGCAUUCCAGAAUUUCGAGUGAUAUCCAAGUCUCUAAUCUGUUGAAUGGUGCUUCCGAAAACACCCAACUGCUAUGUGUUGAUUUGCAAACUGAUGAAUUAUGGACAUCAUCACUCGAGGACUCGAAACAUUUAAAGACUCUCGAAAUGCAAUGGAAUCCUCUAGUCUCUAAGAUUAAGAAUGUCAUAAUCAAAAAAGCUUCUGACGAAGAUUUGGAGACUGCAACCACACUGCUUAGAUCAUGUUACAACUUUUACAAAGAUACUUCUUGUGCUAUGCUUCCAUCAGGUAUAAACUUAUACACUGUGCCAUCUCAGUUAGCGUCAGAAAUGUACAUACAGCUAGGCAUUGAUGGGGUUGACAUUAUUGAUAUGAGCACUUCACGGAAGCUUAUCUUGUGGGCUUAUACGUUGUUGCACGGACACUACACAAGCAUAUCUGUUGCUAUAAAGUACUGUGAAGAACAGGCAAAGUCAAAGCUGAAAAAAGGAACUGGAAUUUCAUCUGUUGCUCCAAGUCCUAGCACAGCCACUGCCGCAAUUUGUCAUCCAGGUGGUGGGAAAGAUGGAGCUAGUAAAUGUGAUGACUCAGAAACUCCCCCAUCAACAGCCAUAUUAACGUCUCAAUCUGAAACUGAGAAUGCACAUAACUAUGGAUCUUCUUCAUCGCCCAAAUCCAAAACAACAAGCGAGGCCAGACCAUCUUUACCUGAAACUGGAAGAGCAUGUAACCCGGGCAAAACUUUAGUUAAUGAAACAGAAAGUACUCAGACUGAGGGAUCUGUUCCUGUAGUUGCUGUGAAAAAUAGUGCCGGGCAUAUGUAACUUCUGAGAGCCAUCGCACUCUGUCAGCAACUUCAGAAACAGUCAAUGCAAAAGUAGCUUGCACUGAAAGCAGCAACUUCGAUCCCAUAUAUAGAAAAUAGUGUAGACCAAUAAGUAGAACUGAUGGAUUUUUGAGCAUGCAUGUAUAGUGAUUAGUGAGAGCUGACAAGAGUAUGGAUAGAAAUUAUGAUAUUCAUUCGCAUAUUUCAUUUUCUACAGAAGAAAAAUAUUUCAGUACUUGGAUGCUUUUUUCUCUGCUUGGUUUUAAUAUUCUUAUUACUAUGUUGUGUGUA
Molecule: messenger RNA, 6376 nt
Organism: Daucus carota subsp. sativus
Lineage: Eukaryota; Viridiplantae; Streptophyta; Magnoliopsida; Apiales; Apiaceae
Product: calcineurin-binding protein 1
Exons: 19
Coding region: 138-6083 (1981 amino acids)
Biological process (GO): chromatin organization
Cellular component (GO): nucleus
Molecular function (GO): nucleosome binding; protein binding
Source: RefSeq, a predicted model, not a curated record